This is a messenger RNA of Sipha flava (yellow sugarcane aphid), 1848 nucleotides long. Its product is annotated as PR domain zinc finger protein 5-like. Lineage: Eukaryota; Metazoa; Arthropoda; Insecta; Hemiptera; Aphididae. Bases 491 to 1390 code for a protein of 299 amino acids. Gene Ontology annotation, biological process: regulation of transcription by RNA polymerase II. The transcript is spliced from 2 exons. The record is from RefSeq and is a predicted model, not a curated record. Gene Ontology annotation, cellular component: chromosome. Gene Ontology annotation, molecular function: chromatin insulator sequence binding.
AUAAUGAUUGUUGAUAGUGACUAUUUCGCUGAAUCAUGUUCAAUCAUGGCACAGAGAAAUUAUAAUUUUCCUUGUUCCAUGCUCGUUUUGUUUACAUGAAUAUGAGAGUGCACUCGGUGAAUCAUCCGCACGCCCAAACUCAUUUUCUAACUGUAUCGUUUAAAAAUUUUGUCGUUGUAUUAUUGCUGGAGUUAUAACAUCUAACUUAUGCUUACCGGUUGGUUGUUUCGGUUUUCGUCCACUGAUCAUUUAUUGUUUUGGUUUUUCUAGUGUUUACUCCCAUACUACUCCUCGUCCCAACGUCCUGCUGCGGAAUUUGGAGUUGAUCGAUUACACGCGUUUUUCCGCCGCCAUUGCGAGUGCACUGCCUUUGGGAAAAAGCGGACCGUGCACGAUUCUUUUCUAGCAUUCGGCUACUCAUUUGGUGAUGAUUGGCCGUACCAGCUUAAAGUUUACAUUAGUCAAGACGUAAAUAUUGUACCAAGUAAUAAUGAAUCGAACAUCAACAAAAAAUAAUUGUUUGCAUAAUUGUGAUAAAUGCAAUAAAUCAUAUAAGAGAUUAUAUCAUUUAAAUGUACAUUAUACAGCAGUGCAUGGUAUUAUUAUUGAAAAAACUCAAAAUAAUGCUCCAAAACAAAAAAUAAAACGUAAGAAAAGAAAAGCUACUAAGAAAUAUUGCAUAAUUUGUUGUAGGACUUACAGCUCUAUACCUAGUUACAAAUAUCAUAUGAAAAAGUACCAUGACGGCGUUGAUAUUAAUGAACAAUUAAUAAAAGGGCAAGAACCAUUUACAUGGUAUAAAACUAAAACGACUGAUCAUGAUCAAUCUGAUGAUAAUUUAAGACAUCAAGAUAAAGAAAUAUCACAAGAAUUAAAAGAUAAUAAAAUUAUAUGUAAUCUAUGUAAUUCUAGGUUUCCAAAUAAAAGUCAAUAUAAAGAACAUCAAAAAAUACAUUUAAAAACUGAUACAUCUGAUUCGAGUGAAGUAUCAUUUAUGAGACUUGAAAUGAAAAAUAAUGGAAGUGAUACAAAUCCUAAAAUCUCUUAUGACAUUGUUUGUGAAUUGACAUGUAAUUUUUGUCUGUCUAAAUUUAAAUCAGUAUCAAAGCAUGAAGAACAUGAAAGAAUAUGUGCAGUUAAUAUGGCUAAAAAUGUUGAAUCCCAUAGACUCUGUCAAUCUAAGUUAACUAAUGUAGACGAAAUGAAAGCAGUUGAAUUGACUAAAGAUAUUUACAUUUUAUCAAAAGAUACUGGAAAGCGUACCGAAGCCCAUAUGAAAGCAUUAUUUGAAUUUCAAAUAAAUCAAAGAAAAAUUGAUUGUGAAAUUUGUGGAAAAGGUUGUGACCAACUUCAGCACUUGGAAUAUUAUCAGUGGUGGAACCCCAGUUGAACUAAGUUAAUUGUAGACCACAAUUGCUAUGAGCAGAAAAAGAUUUAUGAGACUAUUGAACUUACUAAAAUCCAAAAUAGUUGAAGUUUUGCUUUUAUGUAUAAUAUUAAUCAAGUUAAUGAUUUGUACAUCUUAUAGCAUAUUUAUAUGAUAUUUUUAAAGGUUUACAAUUAUAGAAAUAUAUUAAAUAUGUAUCCCAAGCAGAUAAAUCAGGUGAUUGUCUAAAAGAAUGAAGAUGGAUAGUAAUCAUUUGUGGAAAAACCUUGUAUUAUAUGUUAUUAACUAUUAAGAAAUCCCAAACUAGCUAAGAUCACUAUAUUUAGUUGAUAAGAUGAUGUGUUAUACCCACAUAUGUUGUCCGUUUUACAACAAACAAAAUAGAAAAUCUAUGUUCAGUAAAACCCAAUUGUGAACUUUAAUGGAGUAAACUGACCUAGAUUAAAUUUAUCGGUAGAACA